Neurospora tetraspora is the source of this 681-nucleotide messenger RNA. RefSeq lists its product as uncharacterized. The record is from RefSeq and is a predicted model, not a curated record. NCBI's taxonomy places the organism in Eukaryota, Fungi, Ascomycota, Sordariomycetes, Sordariales, Sordariaceae. The coding region runs from base 1 to 681 and encodes 226 amino acids. The transcript is spliced from 2 exons.
AUGCCAAUAUGGCGCACGGUAGCCAGACCGAUCCCAUUCUGGCUGGCCGGGAUAGCCCCGCCGGAGAUAUUGGGAAGGGAGACGGCUAGAACGGCCGCCAGAUUACACACACUCCCGGGCACACACCCGCUCGCACAAAGGCUGAGGAGGCCCCCUCCGAGGGAGUGGUCCAGACUCCACGCUCUUGCGGAGUCACAGCCCCCGCCGGAGAUACCCCCAGACGAGGUAUGGCUCCCCCGCCUACCGGCCCUCCGCAACUGGCUCGCCCCCGGUGCCGAGAGACAACCACACCGCCCCGGACAAUGGACACUCCCACCCGAGUCCGACCCGGACCUGUACUGGGCCGACAACAAACCUCAGAGCCUCGCAGACCAACCCUGGCACAGGAACAAUAACCCCUACCUCGGACUGCCACGCAAACACCUGGCAAGAUGGAUCGGAGAACGCACAGGUCACUGGGACUUCCACUCCUACCACGACCGCUUCAACCAUCCUCCAGAGACCUUCCGAUACUGCAUAGUACAGGCCCUCAAAAAUGAGGGAUACACACACAUCCAGGUGCUACGAGGUGGAGGAUAUCAGGGAAUGAGGAUAGCCAGAGCGGGGACCCCCGACCCAGACGACGAACCACUGCCCUUCGCGGAGGUACACGCCCUGCCGGGAUCAGGGGGCCUGGAAUGA